UUAAGAUGUGAAAACCUUUGUUGCAAUACAUAGAUACGGUAGUUGAGUGGAAGGCACAGGUGAAGAGGAACCAGAAUAUGAGAAGUAGAUAGAGGUGUGGAUCAGUGGAUGCAGAAUCCAAAUCAAAGGGUCGCUUAAGCAAGGGAUACCAGAAAAGCCAGCAUGCAAAGGGAAUUAGAUCAAGGAAGGAGGAGGAAGGAGGAGAACAAAUAUUUGAAUAUUGAUUGUGGGGGCAAACGGAGACCGGUUCCACAAAAAUUUAAAAUCAAUGGGGGCCACUGCCCCCACUCGUCCCUACGUAUAUGUAGCUAGGAGGGAGAGAAGGAGGAAAUUGAGAGAGCUUGAGUAGUUAAGAAGAUGAAAUUCGCUGAUAGAUAUCAGCAAUUUAUGAAAGAGCAAAAAGAAGAAGUACCAGUCAUCCGACUAAGCAAUCUCAAGGCUGUUUUGAAGAACUGUGAGAUCAAGGACAUGCACCCCAAAGAUAGAAAUACUGAAGAAGACUGUGAUUGUCCAGUAUGUGACAGGACAUUUUUCCCUUCCAUUCUCAAGGACAUGUCUGUGGUAGUGAACUUCUUUAACAAGCGUGCACAGGAGUUACUAUACUCCCAUUUGGCUUCUGGCUUUAAGAAGUACAUUUUACGUCUUAAAAGGAAGUUAAAGUUGAAAGCAAGCCAUGAAAAUAUGAUAAAAGAAGCGCAAGACCUUGUAGGCUACGCUACAAUUACUGCUUUUGCUAUACAGAAGAUCCUAAAGAAAUAUGAUAAGGUUCACUGCUCGAAGAAGGGACAAAGGUUUAAAUAUCAAGCUCAAACUAUGAAACUUGAGCUCCUAAAAUCCCCAUGGCUUUUGGAACUAAUGGCAUUCCACAUUAACGUGAGUAAAAACAGAGAUGAACGCAAGGCGAUUUGGUUUGUUGACUUCUCGCUUCACAAAGAUGAUGAGCACAGACCACUGUUUUUGGUUAACCUUCCCCACUCAAUAGAGCUGAAUCUUGAUCUAACAUGCCCAAUUUGCUUGGACACAGUCUUUGAUCCAGUUUUCCUCACCUGCAGCCAUAUACUCUGCCAUAUGUGUGCUUGUUCGGUUGCAUCAGUCACCAUUGUUGAGGGACUACGGGCUGCAACUUCUGCAAAGAAAUGCCCAAUUUGCCGAAAGGGUGGGGUAUUUGGAGGCGCAGUGCAGUUGGCUGAGCUAAGCAUGCUACUGAGCCGAAGUAUGCCAAAGUAUUGGAAAGGACGCCUUCAGAGGGAACGGCAAGAGCGAAUCAAACAAGCAAAGGAGUUCUGGGAGUCUGAGUGUCGUUCAUUUCUGGAAUAAGAAUGAAAGUCACUCCUAGCAAUUUGCUCAUUUGCUGUAUAAAUAUUCGUAGCUUUCUGUUGGAGUGAGUGACCAUUUCUUAUUAGGAAUGUAAUUAGUCUAAAUAUAUUAUCACUUAUUGUAUUUAGUACUUACCCAAUAUAUACUUAUAACCUUGGUGUAUAUAGAGAACCUCCUAGUGAGAUAAAUAAAAUAUCACGUAUUCACUCAA
This is a messenger RNA of Rosa chinensis, 1528 nucleotides long. Its product is annotated as probable E3 ubiquitin-protein ligase BAH1-like 1. Gene Ontology annotation, molecular function: metal ion binding. The record is from RefSeq and is a predicted model, not a curated record. Bases 358 to 1317 code for a protein of 319 amino acids. Lineage: Eukaryota; Viridiplantae; Streptophyta; Magnoliopsida; Rosales; Rosaceae. The transcript is spliced from 6 exons.